AUGGAAAUACCCGUGGAGGAAGUGAACAGUAGGAAAAGGGAGUUAAACGUGUCUUUUGGGAAAAGUCCGAAUAUCGACCCUGUCCAACAGUUCAAGCGCCCGAAGGUCGCAACCAAGGAGAAAGAGUACGGCAUUUUUGCCGUGCUAAGCAGCCUGGAUACUCUGAAGUACGAGAACAUAUCAAUUCCCUUCAAGGAAAUUGUACGCAUAGGGCGAUCUGGCACGAAAAAUAACGACAUAAUCAUCUCGAACAACGACUGUUCGUCCGUCCACUGCGAGCUGCAAAUGGGGAAGAGCUUCAACCACUACAACUUGAUCACCAUAAAGGACUUGAGCUCAAACGGGACCUUUGUCAAUGAUGUAUUGGUUGGGAAAAACAACUCGGCACUGCUAAGGGACGGUGACCGAUUGUCAUUUGCCUCGACUCUUCACUACAUCGUCAGAUACGACUUGAAAUACAAAUCUGACCGAGCCUCAUUUUUCGACAAAUAUAUUUUGACUGAAAAACCGCUAGGUACGGGCCACUAUGCACAAGUGAAGGAGGCAAUUGACAGAGAGUCUGGGCGAAUCUGUGCAGUGAAGAUAUUCAAUCCUACAAGCCAGGGUGGCCAAGCCACCCAAUUGAAUAGAGAAUUGGAGAUUUUGGUCAACUUAAACCAUCCUAACAUUGUCGGCUUUUACAAUACGUUUCUAGAACCUGUGAGCAUGACGUCUUUGACUACAUUCUUGGUAUUGGAAAAGGUGAAUGGGGGUGAGCUUUUCAAUAGGAUAGUGAAAAAAGGCAAACUCGGCCAAGACGAAACGAAGGAAAUAUGCAAGCAAUUACUAGAUGGAUUGCAGUAUCUACAUUCAAUGGACAUCGUCCACCGAGAUUUGAAACCUGAGAACAUCCUCUUGAGUAUAGUGCCGACCGAGGCAGGCCAGUCUCAUAAUCAGCCCUGGGAUAAUGGGGAAGCGUCUGUCCAAGUGAAGAUUGCAGACUUUGGGCUUGCCAAGCUCAUUGGGAAGUCCCAGUUCACGACGACUUUGUGUGGAACACCAGCAUAUGUUGCGCCUGAGGUAUUGGCCAAUUCACAGCACAGAAAAUACAAUAAAUCAGUGGAUAUGUGGUCAGUUGGGGUCUUAUUGUAUGUUUGCCUAUGCGGAUUCCCCCCCUUCAGCGAAGAAUUAGGUCCUCCAUCCAUGAGGCAGCAAAUUCUGGAGGCAAGGUUUGCUUUUUAUUCACCAUACUGGGAUAAAAUAGAGGAUAUAUCAUUGGAUCUUAUCAGCAGGUUGUUAGUGGCCAAGCCAGACCAGAGAUUGACUGUCCAGCAAGCAAUCAGUCAUCCUUGGCUUCAAAACUUUUCUCAAACAGAGAACAUAGAAGUUCAAAGGUUGGAAAAAGAAGCUUCUUUUGAUGAUAUGGUAAGCCUAAGAGCACGACAGCUCUCAAUUAGGAUCCCAAGCACUUCACGUGGAUACUCUUGCGAGCCGAUAACUAUCAAAGAGCGUGCUAAUACAGGACUAACAGAUGAUAUAAUUGCUCAAAGGUAUUGUCACUAUAACAAGACCGACGCGGACGGUGACACGGCAAUGUGA
Molecule: messenger RNA, 1578 nt
Organism: Pichia membranifaciens NRRL Y-2026
Lineage: Eukaryota; Fungi; Ascomycota; Pichiomycetes; Pichiales; Pichiaceae
Exons: 1
Coding region: 1-1578 (525 amino acids)
Biological process (GO): mitotic DNA damage checkpoint signaling; protein phosphorylation
Cellular component (GO): nucleus
Molecular function (GO): protein serine/threonine kinase activity; ATP binding; protein binding
Source: RefSeq, a predicted model, not a curated record